Messenger RNA from Tachysurus vachellii, 1818 nucleotides. It is a transcript of the gene psmd3, whose product is annotated as proteasome 26S subunit, non-ATPase 3. The coding region runs from base 115 to 1659 and encodes 514 amino acids. NCBI's taxonomy places the organism in Eukaryota, Metazoa, Chordata, Actinopteri, Siluriformes, Bagridae. Gene Ontology annotation, molecular function: protein binding; enzyme regulator activity. Gene Ontology annotation, biological process: regulation of protein catabolic process; ubiquitin-dependent protein catabolic process. The transcript has 12 exons. The record is from RefSeq and is a predicted model, not a curated record. Gene Ontology annotation, cellular component: proteasome regulatory particle, lid subcomplex; proteasome complex.
UCCCACAAUCCUUUGCGCCCCUCACAGAGUUGCCAGUCAUUGUGUAUCGGCUCUCAGGCCUUGUGUUUGAGGUGAUUCGGUGUUUUUUGCGCUGUUUAACGCUUUAGAAUCAUUAUGAAAGAAACGGCGAAGAGACGCGAGAAGGCGAAGGAGAGUAAAGCGGAGAAGCAGAAGGAGGUUCCGGGCCCCGAGGCUCAGGAUGUGGAGAUGCCGGAGGAGGAGAGCGCUAAUGCGGCUAAACCGGCUAAAGAGCAGGACUCCGUCACGCUGGAAGAUAUUAAGGAGCAUGUGAAGCAGAUUGAGAAGGCCGUGUCAGGUAAAGAGCCACGCUUCGUCCUGAGAGCCCUGCGUGCGCUGCCCUCCACCAGCCGUCGCCUCAACCCCAACGUUCUCUACAAAGCCGUCUCAGGCUUCUACACGUCCAACACCGCAGGGAAAGAGUUCCUGCUCAGCUUCCUCGAGGAGCCGAUGGACACGGAGGGAGAAGUUCAGUUCAGGCCUCGUACCGGUAAAGCAGCAACUGUUCCUCUCAUCCCUGAAGUGGAGGCGUAUCUCCAACUGCUGCUGCUCGUCUACCUCAUCAACAACAAGCGUUACACUGAGGCUAAGAAAGUGUCAGAUGACCUUCUGCAGAAGAUCAGCUCUCAGAACCGCAGAGCUUUGGACCUGGUGGCAGCAAAGUGUUAUUAUUAUUACUGCAGAGUGUACGAGUUUCUCAACCAGCUGGACACGGUGCGCAGCUUCUUGCACACGCGUUUGAGAACGGCUACGUUACGUCACGACUCAGACGGUCAGGCCACACUGCUGAACCUGCUGCUGAGGAACUACCUGCACUACAACUUGUACGACCAGGCAGAAAAACUCGUCUCCAAAUCUGUUUUUCCUGAACUCGCUAACAACAACGAGUGGGCUCGCUACCUCUACUACACCGGACGGAUUAAGGCCAUCCAGCUGGAGUACUCUGAAGCCAGGAGAACUCUGACUAACGCAUUGCGUAAAGCACCACAGCACACUGCUGUUGGCUUCAAACAGACUGUCCAUAAGUUAUUGAUUGUGGUGGAGUUGUUGCUUGGAGAGAUCCCUGACAGACUGCAGUUCCGCCAGCCGUCUCUCAAACGCUCUCUCAUGCCCUACUUCCUCCUCACUCAGGCUGUGAGGACCGGGAACCUGGCAAAGUUUAAUCAGGUCCUGGAUCAGUUUGGAGAGAAGUUUCAGGCAGACGGGACAUACACACUCAUCAUCCGCCUGAGACAUAACGUGAUUAAGACGGGCGUGAGGAUGAUCAGCUUGUCGUAUUCGCGGAUCUCUCUGGCUGAUAUUGCUCAGAAACUGCAGCUGGACAGUCCUGAGGAUGCAGAGUUUAUUGUGGCAAAGGCGAUCCGUGAUGGUGUGAUUGAGGCGAGUAUAAAUCAUGAGAAGGGUUACGUCCAGUCCAAGGAGACGAUGGAUAUUUACGGCACUCGGGAACCUCAGCUCGCCUUCCACCAGCGAAUCUCCUUCUGCCUGGACAUUCACAACAUGUCCGUCAAGGCCAUGAGAUUCCCACCCAAGGCCUACAACAAGGACCUGGAGUCUGCAGAGGAGCGCAGGGAGCGCGAGCAGCAGGAUCUGGAGUUCGCUAAAGAAAUGGCCGAGGACGACGAUGACAGUUUCCCAUAAUGCAAAACUGUAACCUGCUCUCUUUCCUCUUCUUCUUCGUUUUUUUUCUUGGGUUGUUUUUUAUUGUUUAAAUCCAUUUACACUCUGCUGUGUAGUAAACAUUCAGUCCUGUAGCACCACGUUUCUGUCUGGAUUUAAUAAAAACUGAUCUGUACAAUA